AUGGAACUACACGUCGCGAAACUUGUAUGUAUAUUAACAAUAAUCCGAACGGUGUUGACGACAUGUGGUCCUGGUCAAACAAUGCAAAACGAAGGUGUAGAACUAUGCUGUUAUUACGAUACAAAACAUAUACCCACAAUUGGCUAUGGUUUUAAUUUGCAACGAUCAGAUGCAGCGUCGGUCUUGGAACGCUAUGGUUUAACUCUUUCAGAAGUUCUGAAUGACUGUGUACACAACACUAGACAUAAUUGCUUGCUGCAAAAUCAGGCUGCAGAAAUAUUUAAUAGUGGAUCAUAUGUGGAAGCUACAGCAUGUGUUGAAGAAUAUGUUUCAGGAUUACCACCGAUAGUCAAAGCAGGACUCAUCGAUGUUGCAUUUGCAGGUUGUGCCACAUUGAACCAAUUCACGAAGAUGAAAACCGCACUUGAAAUGAAAGCUUGGACGACAGCUGCCAAUGAACUAAGAAACUCUGCAUGGUGUACGCAAGUGAAACAAACACGUUGCAAUUUAGAUUAUCAAUGUAUUGCGUCGAGCGGCAGUACACAAACAGCGUCAAGCCGAAUUCCGCCACCAUCUAUCAUCACGUCCAGUGCAGUGCAAACCAUGACUCCUCCAGUGCAACCCACCGAGUCUCCAGUACAACCCACCGAGUCUCCAUUGCUACCCACCGAGUCACCAGUGCAACCCACCGAGCCUCCAGUACAACCGACCGAGUCACCAUUGCUACCCACCGAACCUCCAGUACAACCCACGGAGUCUCCAGUGCAACCCACCGAGCCUCCAGUGCAACCCACCGAGCCUCCAGUACAACCGACCGAGCCUCCAGUACAACCGACCGAGCCUCCAGUGCAACCCACCGAGCCUCCAGUGGGAUCCACCGAUCCAUCUGAAGAGCCGUCAUAUCCUGAUCCACCCUCAUAUCCGGACUAUGGAGGCGAUCGAAGAAAAAGGCGUUUUGCCCUUCGUCAGAAACGAGGUUUACGUCACGCUCUAAGAAAGAAAAGAUAUGCUCCGAAGAAAAGUUUUUAA
This is a messenger RNA of Didymodactylos carnosus, 1029 nucleotides long. The record is from the annotation of a GenBank genome assembly. Lineage: Eukaryota; Metazoa; Rotifera; Eurotatoria; Philodinida; Philodinidae.